Messenger RNA from Morchella sextelata, 1245 nucleotides. RefSeq lists its product as uncharacterized. The record is from RefSeq and is a predicted model, not a curated record. NCBI's taxonomy places the organism in Eukaryota, Fungi, Ascomycota, Pezizomycetes, Pezizales, Morchellaceae. The coding region runs from base 1 to 1245 and encodes 414 amino acids. Gene Ontology annotation, molecular function: DNA-binding transcription activator activity, RNA polymerase II-specific; transcription cis-regulatory region binding. Gene Ontology annotation, cellular component: RNA polymerase II transcription regulator complex. The transcript has 3 exons.
AUGCAACCGCAGCCACAGACACUCGCCCCAGCCCCGCAUCAUUCUAACAAUCUCCAGUCUCCUACUGCGCAGGUACAGUUACACCCCACCCCCUCUCUCUUCCCUCUUCCUUCCUCCACACCAACCACCGUGUCUACACGUAACCGCACAACCACCUCGUGGACCCGCUUCGUUAUCGUUGCUGACACCCCACCAGGAAGUAACAACCGAGCAAAGUUGCUCUCCCUGUACAACCUGCCCUGCAUCGACGAUGAAGUGCUAACCAAGCGAUCUGUGGCAGCUUUACGAGCCCAUCUCCUCUUGGGAGAAGAGGUCCCGCCCCCGCGGCAACAGUCAGAACAACCUUCGAUCCUCACACUUGUUCCAGAAUCUAACGCUCCCGGUAGUUCGAGUCCUCACGAGAUGGCUUCUCACGACAUGAACAUUGACCCGGCGAUCUCGGGGGUGGGCGCUCCGCAAGCGCAACAACAACAGCAGCAGCAACAGCAACAACAGCAGCAGCAGCAGCAGCAGCAACAGCAGCAAAUGAUGGUGCAGCCGCAGAGUCCACCAUUGAAUAACAACGCCGGAACCUCUCCUGGUGUAGGCAGCGGCGGAGAUCAACAGAGCGGCGCAGAAGAAGCGGGCGCGGAAGGCUCCGGACAGAAACGCGGUGGGAAAAGGGAACUUUCAACCUCCAAGCGCGCUGCACAGAAUCGCGCUGCACAGCGCGCAUUCCGCCAACGUAAAGAGGGUUACAUCAAAAAGCUCGAGGAGCAGGUCCGCGAAGCAAACCAAAUGCAGGAAUCCUACAAGUUGAUUCAGUCUGAGAACUACCAACUUCGCGAUUAUAUUAUCAACCUUCAAUCGCGCCUUAUCGAAUCUCAGGGCGAGGAGGCUGUUCCCCCGCCGCCUAUACAGUUGCUUCAAAUGUCGCCAUCUUUGGCACUUUAUUUGAACCAUGAUGCGCCACCACAGGCAGCAGCGGGUGCACCAACAGCGAAUAUGGGGGGUGUUGCGGGUGUCCCGGACUUGAACAAUAUGAACGGGAAGAGGCAACACGAUGAAGACCCUAACAAUGCGUUCCUACAGAACGUCGCCGUACAAGUGCAGGGCAGUGGCAUUUUCAACCAACAGCAGCAACAACAGCAAGCGGGAAACGCAAGCCCGGUACAGGCGAAAAGGGCGAAAAACAUCAAUGGUGGAAUGGAGGGCGUUGUUCAGGAGGAAGCCCCGAAGCCAACUACUAAUGGGAAUGCGAACUAA